AUGAAGUCUAUUUCCGCGUCAUCCUGUGCUGCGGCGGCUUUCGCGCUUUCACUCGCAGCCUGUUUGGCACCACAAGUGCACGCACAAACGGCCGGUGUUCCUGGCACCAUCAACGUGGGUAAUGGCCAAUCAGUAGCAACCUUCCCGUCCGGUUUGGGCGGCCUGUCCACCGGCUCAGCCAUCUCGUUCACACCCGGUGCAGCAUCGCCGGGCACCCAGUCGCCUUAUUACGUCGCCACCGAUGCGGCCCAGUCUUCCACUCUCGCCUCGCUGCUCACACACUACUCGCAAGGAAUCACGGCCGCCACGCCGACCACCGGUCCGCCCGCAGGGAUCAGCACGGGCGUCCCCGGCGGGUUCACGGGCUCAAAUACCGUCUCCGUCCUGGACGGCAGCAUCACCACCAUCCCGAAUGCUGCAACGACCUACAAGGGGCCCAGGUCGAGCAGCUCCAGCUCCAGCUCCAGUGGCUCACCCAACGGCGCGCAGGGCUUGGGGGACGUCAACACGGGGAAGCUGGGUGCGGUUGCGGUCAUGGCGCUGGCAGUCGCCGCGGGGGGCGCGUGGCUUCUUUAG
Sporisorium graminicola is the source of this 576-nucleotide messenger RNA. RefSeq lists its product as uncharacterized. Lineage: Eukaryota; Fungi; Basidiomycota; Ustilaginomycetes; Ustilaginales; Ustilaginaceae. The record is from RefSeq and is a predicted model, not a curated record. The transcript has 2 exons. The coding region runs from base 1 to 576 and encodes 191 amino acids.